Molecule: messenger RNA, 174 nt
Organism: Peronospora matthiolae
Lineage: Eukaryota; Oomycota; Peronosporomycetes; Peronosporales; Peronosporaceae
Source: the annotation of a GenBank genome assembly
AUGGCAAGUCAAAAGUUGUGGAAGGCGGCGCCUACGCAGGUGCUGAAGGUGGUCAAGCCCAUCGUGCACUGGGGAUUCGUGCCUCUCAUCGUGUACAUUGCUCUGAAGCAGGAGCCCAGUCUCACUCUGAUGCAGAUUAUCAAUCCGUUUGCGGCUCCUGCUGAGCAAGCUUAA